CCAUCACUCUCCACCGCUCCACACGCCCUGAACCCUGGCUGGCGUCACGGAAUCCGCCUGCAGCUUCCAAGUCCAACGCCUCACCGCCUUCCCCCGAUGACUCCUGAUUGGUGGGAGUGGGAGCCACUCUGCUGCCCCCCCUCCACCGCCCUUUUCACGUUAUUCCGCCCAGUGGAGAACUCAGGCUCCUCCUCUUAGCUCCCUCCCCUCGCUCCAGCUCUUCAGCUAAUUGCCCGGCAGCGCGCGCCCUAAAGUUCUAGGCGAAGUAUUGAGAACUGGUCGCGGGGAUCGCACACCGGCCAGUAGCAGGGGACCAGGGACCCCGGCACCAGGAGAGCUGGUGCACUGCGCGGGCUCUCGCCCACCAUCUGUCUGCGAGCAGCGCUCGGCGCCCCAGUCUCCUGCGGCUGGUGCUGGAACUGCCGUCGGCUGAGACUUGCAGGGACCCGAGAAGCCCGGUUUGCGUCCUUCUCGGUCUGAAGCACGCACUGGGGAAUCGAGAAGCGUCCCCAGCAGCGGAACACUUAGAGUAAGCAAUUGAAGUUGAGAGUCCCGCCCAGAGGAAGUGACGCUGAUCUACAAAGAAGAUUUUCAGAGGAGAAAAGCUACAAAGACUUUGAGAGCAGACCAGCUGCCUCGAAGAAGGGAAGGGGAGAUCAGACCGACUGCCUAGAAGAAACAGAAGCCAGGCUGCCUCUAAGAGUCACUUAGACACUUUGCAAUCUGACUGUGCAAUAAGUUCCAGGUUCGCAGCUAUGUGAGCUGUCACCCAUGCUGGGCUGGGCCUUGGUGAUGCAGCUGUCUUUGAGUCAUUUCUGCUCCUGUCUGUCCUGUGUCAGCGAAGACCACGAGAAGAGAGUCAUGCAACAUUGAUCAUACUGCCUGCCUUCUUUCGGAAGUAUUGAACUUAUUCAGAGAUUUCCUCUGAGACUUCCAGAAUGGCUUCUAAACACAUUGGGUAAGAGCUGGCACCUGCCUGCGAGGACUUCAUACUCUCAGCUCCACCAUCUUCCCAUGGCAUUUUGACUGCGCUGAGCCCAAAGGACCAGCUCUUCACAAUGAGUGACGAGAAGAAUCUCGGUGUGUCUCAAAAGUUGGUUUCACCUUCAAGAAGCACAAGUAGUUGCUCCUCCAAGCAAGGAAGCCGGCAGGACAGCUGGGAAGUCGUGGAAGGAUUGAGAGGGGAAAUGACUUACACCCAGGAGCCGCCAGUGCAGAAAGGAUUUUUGCUGAAAAAGAGGAAGUGGCCCUUAAAAGGCUGGCACAAGAGAUUCUUCUGCCUGGAAAAGGGAAUCUUGAAAUAUGCCAAGAGCCAAGCUGAUAUUGAGCGGGAGAAGUUGCAUGGCUGCAUUGACGUGGGGCUCUCUGUGAUGUCUGUGAAGAAGUCGUCUAAGUGUAUCGACCUAGACACGGAGGAGCACAUCUACCACCUGAAGGUGAAGUCAGAAGAACUCUUUGACGAGUGGGUGUCCAAGCUCCGUCACCACAGAAUGUACCGGCAGAAUGAGAUCGCCAUGUUUCCCCGGGAUGUCAAUCACUUUUUCUCAGGGUCCUCUGUCACAGAUUCUGCCCCAGGAGUGUUCGAGUCAGUUUCCAGUAGGAAGCGUAGCAGUCUAUCAAAGCAGAAUUCAUUUCCACCCGGAAGCAAUUUGUCAUUUUCUUGUGGUGGCGACACUCGAGUUCCUUUCUGGCUACAGUCUUCAGAGGACAUGGAAAAAUGUUCAAAAGACAUGGCACACUGCCAUGCCUACCUGCUGGAAAUGAGCCAGCUCUUAGAAAGCAUGGACGUCCUGCAUCGGACAUACUCGGCGCCAGCCAUCAACGCCAUCCAGGGUGGAGCUUUUGAAAGUCCCAAAAAGGAAAAACGACCACACAGGAGGUGGCGGUCCAGAGCUAUUGGCAAAGAUGCUAAAGGAACGCUGCAGGUCCCUAAGCCUUUUUCUGGCCCUGUGAGACUGCACUCCUCCAAUCCUAACUUGUCGACGCUGGACUUUGGAGAAGAGAAGUCUUACUCGGAUGGUUCUGAAGCCUCGUCGGAGUUCUCCAAGAUGCAGGAGGAUCUGUGCCAUGUCGCCCACAAAGUUUACUUCGCUUUAAGGUCGGCUUUCAAUAGCAUAUCGGUGGAGAGAGAGAAACUGAAGCAGCUGAUGGAGCUGGACACCUCCCCCUCCCCCUCCGCUCAGGUCGUCGGGCUGAAGCACGCUCUGUCAUCCGCCCUAGCACAAAACACAGAUCUUAAAGAACGCUUACGCAGAAUCCAUGCGGAAUCUCUGCUCCUCGACCCGCCCGCUGUUCCCAAGCCGGGGGACAACCUGGCAGAGGAAAACUCCAGGGAUGAGGGCCGAGCCCUGGUGCACCAGCUCUCCAAUGAGAGCAGGCUGUCUAUCACCGACUCCCUUUCUGAGUUCUUCGAUGCCCAGGAAGUUCUGCUGUCUCCUAGCUCUUCAGAAAACGAGAUUUCUGAUGAUGAUUCAUACGUCAGUGACAUAAGUGAUAAUCUGUCCUUAGACAACCUCAGUAAUGAUUUAGACAAUGAAAGACAGACCUUGGGGCCUGUUCUCGAGAGUAGUGGGGAAGCCAGAUCCAAAAGGAGGACCAGCUUGCCGGCACCGGGUCCCAACACCAGUAGCGUUAGCUUGUGGAGCAUCCUGCGCAACAACAUUGGGAAGGACCUGUCCAAGGUGGCCAUGCCGGUGGAGCUGAACGAGCCCCUGAACACGCUGCAGCGGCUCUGCGAGGAGCUGGAAUACAGCGAGCUUCUGGACAAGGCCUCGAGAAUCCCCAGUCCCCUGGAGAGGAUGGUGUACGUAGCAGCCUUCGCCAUCUCCGCAUAUGCAUCCAGCUACUUCCGAGCAGGCAGCAAGCCGUUUAACCCGGUCCUUGGAGAAACGUACGAAUGCAUCCGACAGGACAAGGGUUUCCAGUUUUUUGCCGAGCAGGUCAGCCACCACCCACCUAUCUCCGCCUGCCACGCUGAGUCCGGAAACUUUGUUUUCUGGCAAGAUGUGAGAUGGAAAAAUAAAUUCUGGGGUAAAUCCAUGGAAAUUGUCCCGAUUGGCACAACCCACGUGACUCUGCCUGCUUUUGGAGAUCACUUUGAGUGGAACAAAGUAACCUCCUGCAUCCACAACAUCUUGAGCGGACAGCGAUGGAUCGAGCACUAUGGCGAAAUUGACAUCAAGAACCUGAAUGACGACUCCUGCCACUGCAAAGUGAACUUCAUAAAGGCUAAGUACUGGAGCACUAAUGCCCACGAGAUCGAAGGCACGGUGUUCGACCGCAGUGGGAAGGCUGUGCACCGGCUGUUUGGGAAAUGGCACGAGAGCAUCUACUGUGGCGGCGCCUCCUCUUCCACAUGCGUCUGGAGAGCAAAUCCCAUGCCGAAAGGCUAUGAGCAGUAUUAUGGCUUCACACAGUUUGCACUAGAGUUAAAUGAAAUGGAUCCUUUGUCAAGGUCUUUAUUACCACCCACCGACACUCGGUUUAGACCAGAUCAAAGGCUUCUAGAGGAAGGGAACAUAGAGGAGGCUGAGGUUCAGAAGCAGAGGAUCGAGAAGCUGCAGAGAGAGCGGCGGAGGGUCUUGGAGGAGAACGGUGUGGAGCACCAGCCCCGGUUUUUCAGGAAAUCCAGUGACGAUGCUUGGGUAAGCAAUGGGACCUACCUGGAACUGAGGAAAGACCUUGGCUUUUCCAAGUUGGACCAUCCCGUCUUAUGGUGAAAUGUAAAAGAGAAGGAGAUUUCCUGUAACUUUGCCCACAUUUGCUUCCGGAAGCAGCGCACAGCUGUCUGUAUGUUUAAAAGAUAGCAUCUAGAAUGAUCACUUGUGCUUAGCGUAGCAUUGUAAGCGCUGAAGUAUAUAUUUUCUUCAGUAAGUCUCUUUAAAAUUUCAAGUGUUAUCAUGAUUGUUUAUAUGAAUGUAGAACACCUCGGUAUUUCUUUUUAUAUAUAUAAACUAUUUAAUAAAAAUGAAAGAUUGAAUGUUAAUGUGUGGGUUACAAAAAAAAAAACAUUUAACACUAAUUUUCCAGAGGUAAGGGGGAAAUUUCAAAUUUAUGCCUUAUAAAAUCACACUGGAAAAAAAUUGUCCCAGAUGCGUUAAGAAAUAAUAACACCCAGGGAUACUCACCCAUGCAUAGCUACCCAGGGUUAAUUGGUAGCUGGGAUAUCUUUUCGCCUCAGACAGCUCUUCGAUUGCUCAUACAGAACAAUUCUGCCGGUGCUGAAGUACCAAGAAUGUUUUCAUUUGCAUUUUCCUGGUUAAGAAAUCUGUAUAAAGUUAGUGAGAUGCAUAUUCUUUAUAUAAGGUGGGCAUCAAGCAACCAGAAGUGCAAACUUCCCUCCCUUUACUUCUGUUGCCUUGUGUAUAAAACUGCCCCCAGCUUGCCUAGAGACGUUGCCUUCAUCAGAGAAGACUCCAUUAAUUCAGUGUCCCAAUGGUGUCCUAGGGAGGCAGCAGACGUUUCGUUUGUCCUCAGUAAGAGCUGAAUCCUUAAAAAUUUAAGAAACUACUUUCAGCUUCCUGCUCCACCCCUGGCUUGCAAGCCCUCUUUUUGGCCCCUAUUGAGGAUGAAAUGUCUCUCAUUUAGUAUAAACAGUAACAGCCCACGGCAGUGUGACCUUCUAAACUUCAGCGAAGUCACUGGUGGCUUUAAAUAACCCAGCGUUGUUCCUCCACACGGCUUUGGUACUCUCUACCUCUUACCGAGCACCGCCCUUUUGACCUUGUAUAGCCAGUUUGACCAUCUGCCUUAUAGACAAACAUUGCUGUUCUUCUAUGUCGUCCUCUUGAGAAAGCUGCAAGGGUUUACCUCUUUCCUUGACUCUCUUCUUAUUUGUAAUACUCUGAGUUCUGCAUCUGUCUCAGACAGGAGCUACCAAAGGGAAACUGUUGUUCUUAUAAGUGUCUUACUUUAAAUCAUGAUAAUAGAAUGUGCACAGUAGCUGAAUUGUGUUAUCAAAACAACUCUGACUUCUGCCCAGAGCACAUUAAAACCAAAGUCUGAUUGUUAAGCCUUUGACUCGGAUGUCUGUAGCAGUUCUAUGAAACAUUGCGUGUAAUGAUAGGGUAAAGAGAUUUCUAUAGAACGAAUUUGGGAGGCCAGUGAGAUCGGCUCGGCAGGCACAGGCACUUAUUGUGUGAACCUGGCACUGGGUCCAGUCUCCAGGACCUAUCUAAAAGAUAGAAGGAAAGAGCCAACUCCCAGAGUUGACCUGUGUCACACCAGAUAACCAACUGCACUGCUGAAGUUUUCACAAGUGGAGUGUUGAAGGUGAAUCAGUAGUCUUUGGAGUCUACAAGUGACUGUCAUUUUAAGCAACUCAUUAAAUAUUGGUUCAUUUUUUUUCCAUGUUGUGGAGACACCAAGAUGAACGCAGCAUGAAUCUCAUUUCCAUUUCUAAGCAGCUGGGUGGUGCGGCGAUUCUUUAGUUCCUGUUUUGUUUUUUUUCCUUUUCAAGCGCUAUCCACAUCUGACCACAGGCUGGAGAUGUAAGCAGGGAUCUCGGCAGGGAAACAAACCCGAGAGGACACGUGGGAUUUCAGCAAUACUGACUGUGAAGUAGGCCUGCUCGAGAGGCCGCCCCAAAGGAGAAGGAAAAUGACAAAAAAAAAAAAAAAAUCCCACAAAAUCGAGAAUGUAUCCCCAGAAUCAGUACAGCCAGUUGUUUGAACAUUCUUAAAGUAUCUCGUGGUAUAAUUUCUGUUGACUUCAAGCUUUAAUUUGGAUCCACACCUACAGCUGACCCAAAUGUCUCCUCUGUAGUCAUCUUAUUUGGAUCAGGGAGAAGCAUGAACAAAAAUAUGUUCCAGAACCAUGUGCAAGCUCUGUAAGUCACUGCCCGUGUCUGGAUGAAGGGCUUUCGGAAUGUAGAUGGUCAGGAGGUGCAUGCUGCUAUGUGAAUCUUAAAACUCCCUGCUGGAGGGAGGAGGCUGCUACAUUCCUCUCGUUCUGUCUCACACACUCUUCCUCCGAGUUUGUGUGUCUAGAACUUGGAUGUUUCCAUAAGGAAAACAGAACUGUGGUAUUGUUUCGAGAAGAAUUAAGUAAAGUUUAAUCUUUCUGAACUCCUGACUUACUCCAGUACACAAUGCCAAUCGCUGCACCAUUUGAUGUGCAUGUUUCAGCCCCUUUCAUUCUAAUUAUCCUAUUUCAAGUUUAUGGUAAGUCACAGAUGUUCUCCCAGUAGCAGGACCUUGUGCUAACCACAAACUGCACCUUCUCAGUACUCACAACCCCGAUCUGCAAGGUAUCGUUAAGGAAUGAGUAUCUUCAGUGUGGCAAAGGAGUAGUGUAGUUCCCUCCACAGGCCCUGUCGUAAUAAAAGCCUCAGUGCAGCUUCUUCCUGCAGUUCACAUCUUGAUGCUAGGAUGCUCCUGGUACUAACUAAACAUUGGCAGUUCACAUCCCAGACACCAGGGGUCAGGUACUAACUAAAGAGAUGGAAUGCAGUGUGCUUUUUGAGACACUAGGGGGAGCCUGGUAUUAACUAAACAGCUUGCCAUUCAACAGUCUCAGGAGGGUUCUUGUACUAAACAGAUGGGGGUUCACUCUAGGUCAUAAAUACAAUUACCUACUAAGUAGCAAGAAUGCCUCAGCAAUCCCCAAGCCUUCCAGUGCCUCUGGGGGCUUCCUGAUGGAAAACUACACAAACUGAGUUUUUUAAAUGUUAACUCCACUUAGGCUUCUGUUUUCCUCAUAUCCUAUUUUUAAUUACUUCCAAUAAAUCAUUUGCUCAGCCUUCUAGCACUGUCUUCCUUUGUAUUUGUCAGAUUUAUGAUGCAUUGUUUCAGUCUACCCUUAAAGAAGUCAAGCCAAAAAUAGAGGUGAGGGCUACUUUGCUUCUUAAUGUAGGCCUACUGUGCACACCACACACUCUCUCUGAGGGACUGUAGCUAUUAGAUACUGUCCUCACACCCUCGAGCUACCAGCCAGGGCUCUAAGUUGCUCUCGUGAUCUUAGUUAGAAAUACAGGCUACAGUGUUUGGUCAGAAUUUAUUCGAAUGUCUUUAUUUUUAAUACCAACAUCAGCAUAAAUCUAUUUUUGCUAGUAGAUCAAAGCUAUUUUCACACGCUCUGUUUUCUAUCUUGUAUCGAUCCUGCGAAUCAGUGAUUAUCUUUGUUGGAAAACCUUAUCAAAUGUGUCUGCAAAUCAAGAUGGUCUAAAGUGCAAGCCAGUUUUUUGUUUGCUUGUUUUUGAAACUGGGUUUAGGGGAUACAGUUGUCAGAAGUGACUCAUUCGCUUCAUUUGUGAUGAUUUUUUUUUAAUCUUCCUCUGUUAGCCCACAGGACAUGUUUUGGGGAAAAUGAUACUUGUAAAUCUUCUAUUUAACCAUUUGUAAAAUCUAAAUCAUACCCCACUCCCCACUCCCAUUUCGAUUCUCCAGCGGCUCCUUUUAGUUUGUUGUCUUGCCCUACUGUGUAGCUCACUGACUGAGAAUAAAGAAUACAGCAAAGGC
Messenger RNA from Mus musculus (house mouse), 7457 nucleotides. It is a transcript of the gene Osbpl3, whose product is annotated as oxysterol binding protein-like 3. Gene Ontology annotation, biological process: intermembrane lipid transfer. The transcript has 25 exons. The coding region runs from base 1059 to 3719 and encodes 886 amino acids. The record is from RefSeq and is a predicted model, not a curated record. Gene Ontology annotation, molecular function: lipid binding. Lineage: Eukaryota; Metazoa; Chordata; Mammalia; Rodentia; Muridae. Gene Ontology annotation, cellular component: endoplasmic reticulum; plasma membrane; cytosol.